Messenger RNA from Cuscuta europaea, 3780 nucleotides. The record is from the annotation of a GenBank genome assembly. Lineage: Eukaryota; Viridiplantae; Streptophyta; Magnoliopsida; Solanales; Convolvulaceae.
UAUGCACUCGUGAUUGUCUGGCGUGCUUCUUCACUCUUCACUCUUCACUCUUCAUGAGUGUAUGUUUAAGCAUAUGAAAAAUGAGCUUCGAACAAGAACAAUGAAAAAGAUGACAAGUGAGUGAAUAAGAGUGAAAACUUGUGUAUCAUUCGAAUAUCAACCACUGUUUACAAUGAAGGAUAUCCUAUUUAUACAAAGGAUAAUUAAUGCUCUCAUGACGGCUUUGUAGACAGAGACAUACACACAGCUCUUCAGAGAUGAUGAAGGCUUUUCUCAGUUGGAUUACCUCACCCUUUUUGCUGCUUCUCUGCUUCAUGGAUACACCCACUGGAGCUCAAACUCCAUCUCUUCCAAUCCCCCAGAAAGAAUUGAGUGCUCUUGUUGAAAUAGCUGAUCAGUUGGGGAAAAAAGGAUGGAACUUUAGCCUGAAUCCAUGUGACUCGGACCCAAGCUGGAACACUUCCCUGGACUCUAAUUCUAUCUAUCAGAAUUCUGUAAUCUGCAAUUGUUCAUAUAAUGAUGGCUUCUGCCACGUGGAAAACAUAACUCUGAAGGGACAGGAUUUAGCGGGUGUCCUCCCCCCUUCCUUGUACAAGUUGCAGUUUCUCAAGCUCAUUGACCUUACUCGGAACUAUUUAAAUGGAACAAUCCCCCAGGAAUGGGUGUCUCUGGGACUGCAACACAUGGUUCUUUCUGUCAAUCGAUUGUCUGGACCGAUUCCAAAGUACUUAGGAAAUAUGAGCACACUCCAACGAAUAGGCUUGGAGAACAACAUGUUUAGUGGAAAUGUUCCUCGAGAGCUCGGGAAACUUUUCAAUUUGGAAAGACUCACUAUUUCUGCAAACAGUCUUAUAGGUCAGCUUCCUAUAGAAUUGAAUAAUUUGUCCAAGUUGACAGAAUUUAGACUGAGCCGAAAUAACUUCACUGGGAAAUUCCCUAGCUUGGAGGCGUUGAAAAACCUUGAAAAAUUAGAGAUUGAAGCAGCUGGUUUUGAAGGGCCAAUAUUCAACAUUUCAUCAUUGAUCAAACUAGUUGAUAUAAGAAUCACAGAUUUGAUUGGAGGUGCCUCUGAGUUCCCUAUGAUAAGAAACAUGAGCAACUUAGCUAAGUUGACGUUCAGGAGUUGUAAUUUGUACGGGACGAUACCCGAUUAUGUGGGCAGUAUGAUGUCGUUGCGACUUAUGGAUUUGAGUUUCAACAAUCUUGAAGGUGAAGUUCCAAAACUUAAGGAGUUGACAAAUAUGGAAAUGAUGUUUUUGACGAACAACUCCUUCAAUGGGUCAAUCCCAGACUGGAUGCAAGUUCAAGAUCCCAGAAAGCAAGUAGAUAUUUCUUACAAUAACUUCAGUGAGAGCUCUGUCCCGUCUAGUUGUCGUGAGAGCUUCAAUGUAUUCAAAUCCUCCCCUGGGUGGAAUCAUGAAGAAGCUGGGAAAUGCAUGAUGGCCUGUUCUAAGGCUUGGUAUUUUUUUCAUAUAAAUUGUGGCGGUCCCAAAGUAGUAAUUGGAGACAACACCUAUGACAACGAUGAAGGCUCAUCAGGCUCUACAAACUUUGCUCACCUAUAUGAAAAUUGGGUUGCCAGUAGCACAGGGGACUUUUGGGAUGCAACCCGAACCGUUUCUGCCUAUACAGAACGCAAUGUAUCCGUUAUCAGGGGAAAUAAUAAAACUGAACUUUACAUGACUGCCCGUGUCUCUCCUUUAUCUUUGACUUACUUCGGUCGCUGUUUGGCAAAUGGAAACUACACUGUCACUCUACGUUUCGCAGAAAUCGUUAUAAGAGAUAACAGAUCAUUCCGUAGUCUUGGAAAACGGUUCUUUGAUGUUUAUAUCCAGGGUGUACGCGUCUUAAAUGAUUUUGACAUAAAAAGUGCAGCUCAUGGAGUGGAUACACCCAUAGAACUGAAAUUCAAUGCAACCGUCACCGACAAAACGUUAGAAGUGCGCUUUCACUAUACCGGGAAGGGGACUACAGCUGUCCCAACCAGAGGAAAAUAUGGUUCUUUAGUAUCAGCUAUCUCUGUAGUAUCAAAUUUCAGCCCUCCUAAUCACAAAAGGCUGAAUCCCACUAUAGCUGCGUCUGUGAUAACUCCCUUACUUGUCAUCCUCAUACUGGUUGGUAUUGCUUGGAGAAUUAAAUACUCCAGAAGAAAACUUGCAAUGGAAAAAGAACUAGCUGGGCUUGAUCUGAGGACUGGUAUCUUCACCUUUAGACAAAUCAAAGCUGCCACUGAUGACUUUAGUGCUGAAAACAAACUAGGAGAAGGUGGUUUUGGAGCAGUUUACAAGGGUACACUACUAGAUGGCACCAUAAUAGCUGUUAAGGUGCUCUCAUCCAAGUCAGCCCAAGUAACCCGUGAGUUCGUAAAUGAAAUUGGCAUGAUCUCUGGUUUGCUACACCCAAAUGUUGUGAGGAUUUAUGGAUGCUGUGUAGAAAAAAAUCAUCUUCUACUGGUAUACGAGUAUGUGGAAAACAACAGCCUUGCACGUGCUCUAUUUGGUCCGGAAGAAACACGGCUGGAAAUAGACUGGCCGAGUAGGCAAAGAAUUUGUGUUGGAGUAGCUAAAGGUUUAGCUUUUCUGCAUGAUGAGUCAGCUCUAAGAAUUGUUCAUAGGGACAUCAAAGCUGGUAAUGUACUUCUUGACAAAAUCCUCCAUCCAAAAAUUUCAGACUUUGGUUUGGCCAAACUUGACGAAGAGGGGAACACUCAUAUCAGCACUAGAGUCGCCGGUACAAUUGGAUACAUGGCCCCUGAGUAUGCAUUAUGGGGCUACUUAACAUACAAAGUAGAUGUGUACAGCUUUGGUGUUCUGACUCUCGAAAUAGUUGCUGGAAUAAACAACAUUAAGUUUGGGCCUGAAACGAACUAUGUUUGCCUACUUGACUGGGCCUUAGUUUUACAAAAAAGAGGGAAUUUGCUGGAGCUGGUAGAUCCUAGACUGGAAUCGGAUUUCGAUAGAGAGGAGGCGUUGAGAAUGAUCAAGGUGGCAUUGUUGUGUACCAGUCCAUCACCAGCGCUUCGACCAACCAUGUCUGCAGUUGUCCUAAUGCUUGAAGGUGAGGCCGAUAUUAAUGAACUCAGCUCGGAUGCAUCUAUGUUUGGCGAUGAGUACAACUUUUAUGCACUUAGGGGAAAGUAUGACGAGAUGAAGUCAACUGAGAAACACAGUCUUUAUCAAUCACAUAGUUCAAAAACAGGAGAUGACCCUUCUUCAUCAUCCACCUUCUAGCCAGAACUUUGUGUUGUCAAAUAAACCAGUCUGCAGUACCAAUGGCUGAGUCCGACAGAGGAUUUUUGUGGGGAAAAUAUAUUGAUGUUUAAACUGUGUAUUAAUGUAACUACUCAUACAGUCAUACUCCAUAUCAUGUAUUACCUCCGUCUCACUCAACUUUGCCAAAUUGAUGUUAGGUGGGAAAUUAGAAUAGUAAAAUUUGGGUGGUUGAGGUUUAUGCAGAGGAGAGAGAAAUGAACAAAGCCCCAAAAACACUGCAUUAAAAGGAAAGUGACAAAGUUUUUUGGGACAAACAAAAAAGGAAAGUUGGCAAAGCCCAGUGGGACAGAGGGAGUAAGUUGUAACGAUAUAGCAUGUAUAGUUUGUUCAUAAAGGUCUUUUCAUUUAGACGUUUUCUCUAUUUUGGAAAUUGUAAUUUGUAAAUGUGUAACAUAUAUUUUGCAUUUUUAUUAAUUACUAUUACGUAUGAUUGUUGUAUUGUUUUUUAUGAAUGAAUGAGCUUUGGAUUGUUAUGAACAAUAAUUACUUUUCGCUUUAGUUUGAUUUA